UGUAGAGGUGACGUGACCUACAGAAGGGAUUAUUUUGUUUAUGUCGCCUAAUCUGCUCUGUCUGCUAUCGACGACGACAACACGGUGGAAGACUUUAGGAAGUACUAGCUACUAAUGUUUUACCUACCGACGGCUGGCCAUAGUGUAGUCGCCGGGGCACAGAGAACCCGUGUGUGUGUGUUGCGCAGGCUGCGGAUUGUGUGUGAGUGAGGGCGAGGAUGAGGAGGGUGAUGAUGCUAGCAGGAUGAUGAAGAAGCAGUGUCGUGGUGGAUGACAACAAGCUGAGAGAGACAGACCAGAUGGGGGCGGACGCCAGUAAAGCCAGCAAGAGACCCCCAGCAGGGUCAGGGGAAAGAGAAGAGACUCAAUGUUCUACAGGAUGGAGAGGAUUAUUUUCCUCCGUUGGUCUGUCCAUCCCUGCAAGCCUCUGUCGCCUGGCCCCUCCCACCCUGCGGCUCGGCCAUCGGAGGAUGAUCAGAGAUAAGGCCCCGCCUAUCCCGGACCAGGUGUUAGGGGGAGGAGGGCCAGAUAGACUGAGAGCAGAGUGGAGUCUGCCUGGCUUUAUAUCCAUGUUCCUCCCUGAGUUCCCUCACAGAGCUGUACCAGGACAUCAACACUUCCAGGUGUUGGGAUAUAUCGCCAAAGGAUCCUUUGGUCCCAUUCUGAAGGUGAAGGACAAGGCCAAGCAGAAAACCUACGCUGUCAAGGUAAUCCCUAAGUCAGAGAUCCUGAGGCUGGGCGUUCUGGAACAGUCUAAAGAAGAAGUUAUAGUACAGCGUCAGGUGCGUCACCCGUUCGUCCACGACCUUCAGGACUGCUGGCAGACACAGAGACACCUCUACAUUAUGUGUGACUACUGCAGUACCGGGGACUUGUAUACAUACUGGGUGAUGAUUGGCCAGUUCAGCGAGGACGCUGUCAGGGUGUUUGCUGCAGAGUUAGGCUGCGCUCUCGGGUUCCUCCAUGACGUUGGGAUCAUCCACAGAGAUGUGAAGAUGGAGAACAUUCUGCUCACAGAUCAAGGCCACCUCCGUCUGGCUGACUUUGGUUUGUCUCGUCGUCUGGAGAGAGGAGGAAGAGCCUUCACUAUCUGUGGGACCAUCCAGUACAUGGCCCCUGAAGUUCUGAGUGGGGGACCCUACAGCCACUCAGCUGAUUGGUGGUCGCUGGGAAUCCUCCUCUUCUCAUUGGUCACUGGGAAGUUCCCAGUCCUGCCUGAACCAGACCACUACAGUAUGUUGAGGAGAGUGAGGUGUUUCCCCUACGACAUCCCCCUCAGCUUCAGCCCUCCACUGGCUCUACUUAUCACUGAGCUGCUGUGUAAGACACCGACGCGGCGGCUGCGGACCCUGGAUCGUUUCAAACGGCAGACCUUUUUCCACGGUGCGACCUUUGACCUGGCGUUACUACAGCGACGACCUGUGGAGGUCAUCUUGGCACUGCGGGAGCGUCCUGACCGGCCGGCCAAGGCCCGAAGAGGAUUGACCCUGUCUCUGCAGCCGUUAAGAGGCUUCGACUACGAUACCCUGCUCAGCCCUGCAGGGACGCCUGACACACACCUGGACGACCCCGAUACACACACACACCUGGACGACCCCGAUACACACACACACCUGGACGACUCCGAUACACACACACACCUGGACGACCCCGAUACACACACACACUUACACACACCGCUACCUGGCCCGGGCUGCCAGAAUCACCUUGGACACACACACUCUUCCAUGCCCAGCUCCACACACACUCACAGGCCUCCGACACAUGGGAAGAAGGAGAUGUUUGUGUGAAAAGGACCUACAGACACUCAGAGAAUGGAGAAAGGUCACACACACACCGUAGCCAGCUGGGAGCAUGACGUUCUAGGACUAUGACAUUCCAUGAUGUCACAGGAAGUCCCCUGCCCUUUAGCCCCUCCCCCUCCUGUAGAAUAUUUGAGUAAUAAAGAUAUGUUCAGAUUUGUAAACUGAAAUCGAAAAAUUACACAAAAAAACAACAUAAUAUAUAUAUACAUAUAUGUAUAUAUGUAUAUAAACACACACACACACACAAAUCUGGUCAUUCCAGGGUUUUUCU
Messenger RNA from Oncorhynchus mykiss (rainbow trout), 2076 nucleotides. It is a transcript of the gene rskrb, whose product is annotated as ribosomal protein S6 kinase related b. Gene Ontology annotation, molecular function: ATP binding; protein serine/threonine kinase activity. The record is from RefSeq and is a predicted model, not a curated record. Gene Ontology annotation, biological process: protein phosphorylation. Lineage: Eukaryota; Metazoa; Chordata; Actinopteri; Salmoniformes; Salmonidae.